Molecule: messenger RNA, 2999 nt
Organism: Colossoma macropomum (tambaqui)
Lineage: Eukaryota; Metazoa; Chordata; Actinopteri; Characiformes; Serrasalmidae
Product: trichohyalin-like
Exons: 4
Coding region: 321-2900 (859 amino acids)
Molecular function (GO): GTP binding
Source: RefSeq, a predicted model, not a curated record
GAGAUGCACACGCAGCUUCAGAGCUGGCUAAGGGGAGCGCACUGAAGAGGCAUUUUCGGUGGAUAAUACUGACUCAUCUAAUCAAAUAUUUGAUUUGAAACACGACGUAAAUAUUUUAGAAGCCCUAGAAGUAAAUAAUAUUAGUGGAAAUAAAACAAAAUGCAGAGUUUAUAAGCACAGAAACUGAGUUGUACUUGAAGAAUAAAACAAACUUUGAAGGAGAGUAUAUUUUUACUGUUUUUCAACAAUGGAUUACUCACAGAUGCUUCAUCGGACCGCGAUGGCACCGCUAUUGAAACGAGUGAGAACGAAGGAACCCCAUGGAGGAUCCUCCAAACAUGUUUGAGGGUCUGAGGAUGGUGGUGUUGGGUAAUGUCGGUGCUGGAAAAAGUUCAACAGGCAAUGCAAUAUUAGGAAGAGAAGCUUUCAGAGAGACUGAAACCACAGAGUGUGAGAUACAGAGAGGAAGAGUGGAGAACAGAAACAUCUCAGUCAUCGAUACUCCAGCAAUCAACACCACAACUCUCAGUACAGACCAGCUGAAGACUGAAAUAGAAAGGUGUCUCUCACUGUCUUCUCCUGGUCCUCAUGUGUUCCUGCUGGUGGUCACAGUAGAGAGAUUCACAGAAGCUGAGAAGAACACUGUGAAGUGGAUUCAGGAGAACUUUGGAGAAGAAUCUCUGAAGUUCACCAUGGUGCUCUUCACUGGAAAAGAAGAAAUGACAAACAGACAAAGGAUGAACUUUUCUCAGGAUGCUAAGAUGCUUGAACUGACUAGUAACUGUGGAGCUGGUUAUUAUGUGAUGAACAGUAAGAAAGAGAUGAAUCCAGCUCAAAUCACGAAGUUCCUGGAGAAGAUUGAGACCAUGGUCCAACAGAACGGGGCUCAGUAUUACACUCAUGCAAUGUAUGAGGCGGUCCAGAGAAAGAGAAUGUUACAAGAAGAAGUGCAAAAGAAAAAAAGGGAGGAAAGAAAAAGAGAAGUACAAGAGAGCUACAAUCAAAAAUGGGAGCAACAAGGAGGACUGAAAGGAAAACAGGAGAGAGGCAAGGAUGAGAGGAGACCAGUUAUGGAGGAGACAAAAACAGAAGAGGAACUUAAACAGAGUACAGAAGAAAUUCAUACAGCGAGCACAAGAGACGAUAAAGCUGAGAGCAAAGCAGAGCAUCUAGAAAAUGGAGGACGAUUUUUAGAUGAUCCAGAUGCUUCUUUACGGAUUGUGCUGGUGGGUAAAACUGGAGCAGGAAAGAGUGCAACAGGAAACACCAUCCUGGGCAGAGAAGCCUUUUUGGCACUAAUGUCACCUGAGUCUGUCAGCAGGAAGUGUGAGAGACAUGAAGGAACAGUUGAGGGCAGGAAGAUCUCAGUGAUCGACACUCCAGGACUCUGUGAUACAUCACUGACUGGAGAAGCUCUGAAAGCUGAAAUAGAGAGGUGUGUCUACAUGUCACUUCCUGGUCCUCAUGUGUUCCUGCUGGUGGUCAGACUGGAUGUGAGAUUCACUGAAGAGGAGAGAAACGCUGUAGAGUGGAUUCAAAAGAACUUUGGAGAAGAAGCUUCAAAGCACACCGUCAUACUGUUUACUCAUGUAGACCAGAUGAAGGUGUCCAUAGAGCAGUAUAUGAAUCGAAGUAAUCACUUAGAAUGUCUUGUACAGAAAUGUGAGGACAGAUACCAUUCAUUUAAUAAUGAAGACAUGCAGAACCGCUCUCAGGUCUCAGAGCUGAUUGAGAAGAUAGAUGCCUUAUGUGGGACACAUUACACUAAUGAGAUGUAUGAAAGGGCUCAGGAGAAUCUUAGAGAACAGGAGGAGAGAAGGAAAGAAGAGGAGGAGAGAAAGAAAAAGGAGGAGGAGGAAAAGAUUCGGGAGGAAGAGAGAAUUCAGUUUGAGAAAGAGAAACUGGAAAUGGAGAAGCAGCAUAGAAGAUUACAGGAGGAAAUGGAGGAGCAGCAUAGAAGAUUACAGGAGGAAAUGGAGGAGCAGCAUAGAAUAUUACAGGAGGAAAUGGAGGAGCGUAGAAGAUUACAGGAGAAAAUGGAGGAGCAGCAUAAAAGAUUACAGGAGGAAAUGGAGGAGCGUAGAAGAUUACAGGAGGAAAUGGAGGAGCAUCAUAGAAGAUUACAGGAGGAAAUGGAGGAGCGUAGAAGAUUACAGGAGGAAAUGGAGGAGCAGCAUAGAAGAUUACAGGAGGAAAUGGAGGAGCGUAGAAGAUUACAGGAGGAAAUGGAGGAGCAGCAUAGAAGAUUACAGGAGGAAAUGGAGGAGCGUAGAAGAUUACAGGAGGAAAUGGAGGAGCGUAGAAGAUUACAGGAGGAAAUGGAGGAGCAGCGUAGAAGAUUACAGGAGGAAAUGGAGGAGCGUAGAAGAUUACAGGAGGAAAUGGAGGAGCAGCGUAGAAGAUUACAGGAGGAAAUGGAGGAGCGUAGAAGAUUACAGGAGGAAAUGGAGGAGCAGCGUAGAAGAUUACAGGAGGAAUUGGAGGAGCAGCGUAGAAGAUUACAGGAGGAAAUGGAGGAGCGUAGAAGAUCACAGGAGGAAAUGGAGGAGCGUAGAAGAUUACAGGAGGAAAUGGAGGAGCAGCAUAGCACAUCACAGGAAGAUUUAAAUAGAAGGGAGACAGAAGUAAAUAAUGUCACAGAAUCUGCUGUUUCAGGACCUGUCAUAGGAGCAGGGGCAGGACUAGCUGUUGGAGGUGUUGCAGCAGGAGUAGGGGUAACAGUAGCAGCAGAAGUUGCUUUAGUGGUUGUUGCAGCACCUCUUGUACUUUUCCCUGUUGUAGGUGCAGGAAUUGGUUGGCUCCUUACUAAGAAGAGCCAACCCAGAGAAGAGGAUACACAGCCUUUAUUAAAUUCCAAGACAGAGCUGUCUGAAGCAACACCAGAGCCAUCCCAAGACUAGCUCUGGACUUUACUAGUACCAGCAUGAUAAAUUCAGACAUUGUCCAUUGUACUGAGCAGCGGUAUUCAACUAAAACUAGCAAUAGUCCAUUUACAUCAA